This is a messenger RNA of Monomorium pharaonis (pharaoh ant), 740 nucleotides long. RefSeq names its product vacuolar protein sorting-associated protein 29 (gene Vps29). Bases 156 to 704 code for a protein of 182 amino acids. Gene Ontology annotation, cellular component: retromer complex; endosome. Lineage: Eukaryota; Metazoa; Arthropoda; Insecta; Hymenoptera; Formicidae. The record is from RefSeq and is a predicted model, not a curated record. Gene Ontology annotation, biological process: retrograde transport, endosome to Golgi; intracellular protein transport. The transcript has 4 exons.
UUCAAUAAUCUCCCGCUAUCGUUCUACAUCGCUCUGUACACUUCCGGUGUCAUGUUUGACGUUUCUGCAUCCCAUGUAUUAUAUUACAGCAAUUAUUGAUAUCGCGAGAUUAUAAGCAUCGAGAUAUAUUAACUUAAGGAUUUAAUACGAAAAUCAUGCUUGUGUUGGUAUUGGGGGAUUUGCACAUUCCGCACAGAUGUAGUAGCCUCCCAAGUAAAUUCAAGAAGCUGCUGGUACCAGGAAGAAUACAGCAUAUUUUAUGCACUGGCAAUCUUUGUACGAAAGAGUCCUAUGAUUAUCUCAAAACAUUAGCCAGCGAUGUGCAUGUUGUCAGAGGAGAUUUUGAUGAGAAUUUAAAUUAUCCGGAACAGAAAGUAGUUACUGUAGGUCAAUUCAGAAUAGGACUUUCCCAUGGGCAUCAGGUCGUACCAUGGGGUGAUCCAGAAUCUUUAGCCUUGAUACAGAGGCAAUUAGAUGUUGAUAUUCUCAUAUCUGGACACACACAUAAAUUCGAAGCUUACGAGCAUGAAAAUAAAUUCUACAUCAAUCCUGGGUCAGCUACCGGAGCUUACAAUCCUCUGGACACAUCAGUAAUACCAUCAUUCGUGUUGAUGGACAUUCAAAGCUCAACAGUGGUUACUUAUGUAUACCAACUGGUCGGAGACGAAGUUAAAGUGGAAAGAAUUGAAUAUAAGAAAAGUUAGAACUGAUGGAAUCUCAAAAAAAAAAAAAAAAAAAAA